CCAAUCGCUCCCCAUCCUUCCGACUACUUGUCUCAUCGCCGGACUACGCCAAAAAUAGGUCUCAUGACCACUUUUGCUUGACAUGAUCCACGUCUACUACCUCUCAUCUACCAAGUCUACCACGCCUACCACGCCUACCAACUUGUACCAAGCCUACCACGCCCAUUAUACAGAGCUACAGAGCCUUGAUUCACUUUAAUCAAAUUCGCUCCGUCACACCGCCUGAUACUUACUGGCGCUUUCUUGCCCUUUUCCAGCGCACCCGCCCACGGAGCCACGACGCACGACGCACCACGACGCACCACAUCCCGCCCGUCAGCUUCCGACUUCCCCGCGAUUUACCAUAAUUUCUUUUUCUUAUUUUUCUGCCCAAGAGGAAAAAAAAAACAAGCAAAAGGUAAAAGAAAAAAAAAAGGCUUUAGGACUAAAGGGGGGGAUUCUCUUUCCUCCCUGUCCCCCCACGUUGAAUCAUGGGAAAUAAUCCAUCUUCUGCCUCGAAGCCGGCCACACCCACCAGUGCUUCGGUCCAUGAUUCUCCCCGGGCUUCCAAGAGGGAACCCAAGAACCCGGUAUCUAUACAGAACCAACAUAUCAGGUCCCCAGCUUCUCCCGAAGCCUCAGCCGUUCAGGCAACCGGCACCUCUAUUUUGAAUAAGAAUCACUCGAGGCCGCUUUCCAUCCUUAACUCAUCCUCCCCCUCGACUAGCUCUAAUCAAUCUGCUGCACCAAUUAGGGUGGCUGAAUCGAAGCAGAAACCUGUCGAGAUCAAAGAUGAGCAUUCUAAGCCUGUAGCUGUUCCUUUCUCCUAUACCCACACGGAACAGGAUCCCUGCUUUACACACGGUUCUCAGUACGCGGAGAGCUUGACAUCAGGCCCUGCCUCUAGUAGUAUGCAAGAUAUGUCCUAUCAUAAUAUCAAUCGCCCCCCGCGGCUACCGCUGCCAAUUGAAGAAGAAAUUCACACACCCGGAUCACCCAUAGUCGCCCCAGCCGAUACUGACGAUAAGGACAUUGAUGACGUCGGUACCCUAGAUGACUCGGCUAGCAUACCGCGUCGUUCGUCAGGGCUAAGCAAUGCCACAGACGAAGACGACACUGAAGAGCUUCGUGUUGAUAAGACGAGACCGGUUAUCCCAACCCGUAUCGAGUGGUCACGGGGUGGACAGAAGAUUUAUGUCACGGGAACACCGUUUCAAUGGAGCCGGAAACAGCGAUUACUCCCAUCUAAGGACAAGGAGGGUGUCUUGGAGACAAUAAUACCCGUUUUCCCUGGAACCCAUCACAUCAAGUUCUUGGUCGAUGGAAGUAUGCAGACAUCACCAGACUUGCCCACGACCGUCGAUUUUGGCAACAAUCUGGUGAACUACAUCGAAGUAAGUGGCGACGAUGCUAGUUCGCGGAACGUACCCCUGGAUACUGGUGUGCCCAAGUCGAAUGAGGCCGCCUUAUCUCUGCCUUCUAGGCAGCCUUCACACGAUGAUUCAGCGAGGGUUCCUCAACAGAAGGUUAUAGAUCCUGUUGAAAAUUUCACCGCAAAGAUCCCUCAAUAUCUAGAUGAUUUCGAUCAACCCGAAGACACGCCAGGUUACAGGCUUUCUGCACUGGCCCUGGAACGCCUUCCGGCCCCACCCAGUCUCCCUGGCUUCUUAAGCAAGCCAAUCUUGAAUAAUAUCACUUUAAUCAAGGACGACAACAGCGUCCUCAACAUGCCGAAUCAUACCAUGCUUAAUCACUUGGCCACUUGUAGUAUUAAAAACAAUGUUCUUGCUGUGUCAGCUACCACCCGAUACCAGAACAAAUACGUAACCACGAUCAUCUACAAGGCCACGAAGAACCAGUAACCUUAAGGCGUUUGCGUUUUCAACUCGCCAGACUUUGUUAGGAUUGCACAAGAAAAUGCUAUAUUUCAAACUGUCAAGAAUGAUCUCAUUGAAAACAAGGGAGCUUUCGCUUCGAACGACCUUUUGCCUUGCCUAGGACGACCACGGAGUUCUUAACUGCCUAGGGAUAUCACUAAUUUUAAGUCAUGUACUUUACGAUAGCCCGGGAACAUAACGAUCUUGGUCACGGGUUAUUUAUGCGAAAUGACGUGCGUUUCGAGCACAAAUAUCACGAAAGCAACAUGACGCUACGCCGCCAUGAAGCUCUAGAUCUAAACGUACAUGAUCAUGAAGAUCAUAAAAACGAGAUUAGAGGGAUAUUGCAUCCAUUAUUAGAUGAUACUCAUAAUUAAUACAAGAUUUUGAUUCAAGUAU
Molecule: messenger RNA, 2255 nt
Organism: Hypoxylon fragiforme
Lineage: Eukaryota; Fungi; Ascomycota; Sordariomycetes; Xylariales; Hypoxylaceae
Product: carbohydrate-binding module family 48 protein
Exons: 3
Coding region: 471-1841 (456 amino acids)
Biological process (GO): signal transduction
Cellular component (GO): nucleotide-activated protein kinase complex; cytoplasm; nucleus
Molecular function (GO): protein kinase binding
Source: RefSeq, a predicted model, not a curated record